CACUACUGGAUCAUAUUUCUAUUUUUUGGGUACACGUUUAUGGAAAGUCUUUAAUUAGUAUAGAACUUAUUUUUUCGAUCCUACCAAUGAAAAGUCAUCAAUAGCUACAAUGUUCUAUCAACUCAUAGUGCCUAUAUAAGUGAGCUCAGAGCUCAUACAAUUUCACAUGCUCAGAGAAAUGGAGAUCUCACACGUAAAACUAGUUCCAGUUCUACUUUUCAUCCUUCUCAGCUCUGUUUGGUGCACUACUUCAAGCUCAAUUUCUGAAAGCUUUCUUCAAUGCUUUUCCUCCCACAUACAUUCUAAGUCAACAAGCAAAAUUAUUCUCACCAGAAAAAGUUCUUCUUAUUCCUCAGUCUUGCACUCUUCCAUACAGAAUCUCAGAUUCUUGAACACUUCAACCCCACAACCAGAAGCUAUCAUUACUCCUUUUCGAUACUCUCAUGUUCAAGCAGCUGUAAUUUGCUCCAAGAAAGAAGGCAUACAAAUAAGAACCCGAAGUGGGGGGCAUGACUAUGAGGGCCUAUCUUAUGUAUCCAAAUCUCCUUUCAUCAUCAUUGAUCUUUUCAAACUUCGGUCCAUCGAUAUUGACAUAAAGAAUGAGAGGGCUUGGGUCGAAUCCGGUGUCACACUCGGAGAGUUGUAUUACGCAAUUGCACAGAAAAGUAAAGUCUAUGGCUUUCCAGCAGGGAUUUGUCCAACUAUUGGUGUUGGGGGACAUAUUAGUGGAGGUGGCUUUGGUACCUUGUUCAGGAAAUAUGGUCUGGCAGCUGACAAUGUCCGUGAUGCUAAGAUUGUCGACGUUAAUGGCAGAGUUCUUGACAGAAAAUCCAUGGGAGAAGAACUCUUUUGGGCUAUUAGAGGAGGGGGAGGUUCAAGCUUUGGAGUCAUUCUGGCAUGGAAACUUGAGUUGGUUCCUGUUCCUCCAUCUGUAACAGUUUACACAGAAUCAAAGACCAUAAAACAGGGUGCAACCAAACUUAUUUCUAGAUGGCAAGCUAUAGCAGAUAGGAUUCCUGAAGGGAAUUUCUUGCGUUUGGUUAUACAAGGUGCAAAUGGAGAUGGUACAAAUGGUGGAAAAACUAUUCAAGUUAUAUUCAAUUUCUUGUUUCUUCAGACUGUCGAGAAACUUCUCCCCUGGAUGAAAGAAAACUUCCCAGAGUUAAGUGUAGAGCAAACCAAAUUUGCUGAAAUGAGUUGGAUUGAGUCUGUUCUAUCCAUGGCUGACAUCCAAAGAAACAAAACAGAAGUUCUGCUUCAGCGGACUCAACAAUCUAAGAGAUUCUUCAAAGCAAAAUCAGACUAUGUGACAAAACCAAUUUCAGAAGCUGGCUUGGAAGGUUUAUGGCACAUUAUGCUUCAACUAGACACAUCCCUGUUGAUACUGUCACCUUUCGGGGGAAGAAUGAGUGAGAUUUCUGAUUCAGAAACUCCUUUCCCACAUAGAAAAGGGAACUUAUAUGAAAUCCAGUAUUAUGUCAGUUGGGAUGAUGACAAAGAAACUGAGAAACAUAUUAGCUGGACAAGAAGGGUGUAUGGCUACAUGGAAGCAUAUGUUUCCAAGUCCCCAAGAGCUGCCUAUUUGAACUACAGGGAUAUGGACUUGGGGAUGAAUAAGGAUACUAACACAAGCUAUAAACAAGCAAGCCUUUGGGGUUUGAGCUACUUCAAGAAUAACUUUAGGAGACUUGCACAAGUGAAGACCUUAGUUGAUCCUGGUAACUUCUUUAGGAAUGAACAAAGCAUCCCUGUGUUACCAUAUGGGGAAAAAUAGAAUGUCAACAACAAGUAGAUGGGUUUGUGUAAUAGAAUAAACAACAAAUAGACAGGUUCAGCUUUGGUUGCUCAUUCCAUUGUCCCAACCAAUAAUAGAAUCGUUUGUUGCCUUUCUCUUGCUGUGAA
This is a messenger RNA of Prunus persica (peach), 1902 nucleotides long. Its product is annotated as berberine bridge enzyme-like 26. The transcript has a single exon. The record is from RefSeq and is a predicted model, not a curated record. Gene Ontology annotation, molecular function: FAD binding; oxidoreductase activity. The coding region runs from base 167 to 1774 and encodes 535 amino acids. Lineage: Eukaryota; Viridiplantae; Streptophyta; Magnoliopsida; Rosales; Rosaceae.